CUAUCAGUCAACUCCGUGUAGAAGAUUAGAUCAUGUUGUACAGAAUACUGGGUUUGGUUGUCACUGUCGUUGCCGUCGGCGGUGCGGAUGUGUGUCGUCUGCCGUCACGUCUGUGGUGCAGCUCCAGGAAAACUGCUGAUGACUGUCAAGUAACACAGCAGUGUUCAGCACAGGACUGGAGCCACGAGACAGCAGCGCCCCCUGUCCACCUGGUCUUGUACUACGAGUCGUUGUCCCCCUUCUGUCAGCGGUUCAUCACAGAACAGCUGUUCCCAACCUUCUCCAAGCUUGGUACCGACGUCCUCAACAUCACCGUCCUACCUUUCGGCAACGCUGAAGAAUAUCAGGAGGGCGACAAAUGGUUGUUCACAUGCCAGCACGGCAGAGGGGAGUGCGAGGGCAACCUCAUGGCCACAUGCGCCCUGAAGACCACGUCCUUCAACUCCACAGCCUACCUGCCCUUCAUCAACUGUAUGGAGACACAUGCCACAGAAAACACCAGCUGGCCAGCGCUGCUCCUUAAUUGUGCUGCUCGAAACAACGUGUCCCAUACAGAGAUCUCCAGCUGCAUGAAGAGUCACGAAGGCAACGAACUGGAGCACCAGAUGGGCGUGGCCACCAAGGCGGAGGGGGUAGACUAUGUCCCGUGGAUCGUCGUUAAUGGACAUCACAACGAUGUAACGCAGGAGGCUGCUCAGAAUGACCUCUUCCAGUUGGUCUGUCAGAGUUACUCUCGCAUUCCGCCUGCGCCGUGUACCAGUGUCCUGAGCACAGACUUGAAAGUGUCAUUUAAACGUUCCCGCAAAUCCAAGUUUGCAAAGAAACGUCACUAUUAAAUGGUGACUCGAUAAUUGAUGUACAUAUGUGAUGUUCUCCGGUAUUCACAUGGUCAAAGUGAUUAUUAUUUCCAGUUCGCUCAUGAUUGCGAUGGACCUGUAUACACCGUUUCACAAAAUAAAAAGUGUGAAUUGUAGAAA
Molecule: messenger RNA, 977 nt
Organism: Haliotis rufescens (red abalone)
Lineage: Eukaryota; Metazoa; Mollusca; Gastropoda; Lepetellida; Haliotidae
Product: gamma-interferon-inducible lysosomal thiol reductase-like
Exons: 5
Coding region: 33-836 (267 amino acids)
Molecular function (GO): oxidoreductase activity, acting on a sulfur group of donors, disulfide as acceptor
Source: RefSeq, a predicted model, not a curated record